This is a messenger RNA of Cuscuta campestris, 2126 nucleotides long. The record is from the annotation of a GenBank genome assembly. Lineage: Eukaryota; Viridiplantae; Streptophyta; Magnoliopsida; Solanales; Convolvulaceae.
UGGCUACUGGUCAAAACACCAAACAAAAUUCGGACUCAUGAUGCAUGGCUGUUUACCAUGAAAAUUAUCCCACAGUUUACGAAAGAAAAGCAGGUGCGCAUAAUCAAAUGGAUGGCUCCUCCAACGGGCAGGCUCAAGCUUAAUGUGGAUGCAUCAUUCACUAUAUCUAACCAACGAGGGGCAGCCAUAUUGCGGGAUGAGAAUGGAAGAUUUGUUAGGGCAGCUACUUUUAGUCUGGCAUCACGCACUCCCUUUCAAGCAGAAGUUGCGGCUGGAAUCGAGGCGAUCAGCUGGGCACUCAAGGUACACUCCAGACUUAUCUAUGAGACAGGUGCCCUAGACAUCAUCAGGCACUUAAGCACAUACUCUACUCCCGAUGGAUCCCUGUUUGGAAUCGAUGUCUUACGUAAAAUCAUUGAAGAUAAUCAGAUUGGCACUUCACACAUUCUACGGGAAGGCAACCGGGCUGCAGAUCUCCUAGCCAAAGAGGAUAAAACACAGGAUGCCAAAUUCAUUGAAUAUUGUACCCUUACUUCCUGUACCCCAAAUGUAAUUGCUGCUCUGAAAAAUGAACAUGAUUUGAAUGCAAUCUUUGGAGCGGUUGACAGAAACCAGUUCCGUCUUAUCUCAAACUGCACGGAGGCCAAGAGAGCUUGGGAUAUUUUGCUUAUUACUCAUGAAGGCACUACAACAGUCAAGACUGCCAAACUUCAGAUCGUGAUGUCCAAAAUUGAAAAUCUUAAGAUGGAGGAUGCUGAGUCUAUCACAAAUUUUCAUGGGCGGGUUAGAGAGUUGGCAAAUGAGGCUGAAAGGCUUGGUGAACAAAUUACAGAAAACAAGCUGGUGUUGAAAGUGCUACGUUCUCUUCCAGAAAAAUACUCUAUGGAUGUUAAAGCUAUUAGACAAACACAAUCUCUCAAUGUUAUGUCACUUGACGAGCUGAUGGGGAACUUAGAAACCAUUGAGUUGGAGAUGCAUGAAGAUCUGCGACGUAAAAAUGUUGACGGUGACUCUGAUAGUGACGUGGAUCCAAAAGAGAUGCUUAUAAUUGUUGAAGAAAAAUUUCAAGAGUCUCUACAGGUCAAUAAGAAAAAAUGUUUGGAAAAUGAGAGCCUCAAACAUGAACUUGCUGAAUCAAAACGCGGUGUGGAACAACUCAUCAAAGAGUUACAGAGAUACAAAGAACUUGUUCAAGCCAAUGAGAAAACUGUCCUGGAGAAUCAUCAGCUUGUUGCCGAGCGCAAUAGACUAAAGGAGAGUAUUUCAGAACUAGAAAAGAAGAUUGAAGACUUAGAAGGGCAAAAAUCAGAUCUCAAGUAUGAAUUAAAUCAACUCAAAAACUUUCACAAGUGGAUGAAAAGUGCUGGAGGAAAAGCUAUUGAGGAACAAGUGAACAUUUCAAAAUUUUAUGGAGACAAGACGGGUCUCGGAUUUUCAGGUUCCGAAAGCAAUAAGACCCCACUUGACUUGUUUGUUGAUCGAAGAAAGGAAAUUGCUCAAAAAGUCCCACAAGGAAGGAAAACAGAAGCUGCUGCAUCUGCUGGAACAUCUUCUGCCAAACCCGCUGAAGCAUCUCAUGAAGCUUCUGCUGGAACAAUUUAUGCAGCACCCUAUGCAAAAAGGCAAAGAGUUGUGACACAAUCUAGUAUGAGAAGACAUAAGGAUCAUUAUGCUAAACCUGAAAGGACCGUAACGCCGGCGGAAAUAAGCGGCAGGAUCGAAGAAUCGAAGAAGUUCACGAAGGAGGAGAGGAGGGUGACGAUCGAAGAAGGCCGGCGAAGGAGAGGCGACGACAAACGGAGGCGCGAAGAUUGGGAGGAGGAGAAAACGAUGGAGAAUGGCGACGAGGGAUGGCGAUGGUGGCGGAGGUUUUACAGGAAGCCUAGAAACCCGGGACUGAAGAAGUUGAAGAGAUUUGGGGAUUGGAAUGAAGGGUAGGGAUGAAGAACUGAACUUUUCAAUUGUGAAAGAAUUGAACCAUACUUUAUUUCAGAAUGAGUAUUUCCUUAUUUGAGAAUGAGUAUUGUUUUUUUAAGAAUGAACACUACGCUAUUUAUUAUAAUUAUAUUAGACAAAUGUGUAAAAAUGAGUAUUUCUUUAUUUUAAAAUGAAUACUACCUUAUUUC